Daphnia carinata is the source of this 1018-nucleotide messenger RNA. Its product is annotated as complement factor D-like. The record is from RefSeq and is a predicted model, not a curated record. Gene Ontology annotation, molecular function: serine-type endopeptidase activity. Gene Ontology annotation, biological process: proteolysis. Bases 113 to 922 code for a protein of 269 amino acids. NCBI's taxonomy places the organism in Eukaryota, Metazoa, Arthropoda, Branchiopoda, Diplostraca, Daphniidae. The transcript has 6 exons.
UUCGGCUAUCACAGGGGGUGGCGUUCAAACUCCCGUUCGGCUAUUAUAAAGCGGAGGUGAAACGAGAACGAAUUCAACAGUUGAACGCAAUCAAUCGAAUCAACAAAAAGCCAUGCUAUCCGCGCUCAUUUUCACCGUACUCCUCACCUUUGCCUCAGGAGCUCCAAAUGGAGGAACAGGACGAUUGAUAGGUGGCUCUCAAGCAGCUGCAGGUCAAUUCCCGUUCGUCGUUUCCAUUUCUCAAUCGGACCAGCACAUUUGUGGAGGAUUCAUUUACAACGACAGGUGGAUUGUCACAACAGCCAAAUGCGUUGUCGGAAAGGCAAAGGAACUGCUGAAGGUAACUGUUGGUGCCCUGUCAUUGAUCACACCUGAUCCAGAGGAGCAAAAGAUUACCCUUUUGGACAUCGUUGUGUUUUCACAGUACGAAGCAGCGACUCAAAAACACGAUAUUGCUCUUCUCGAGCUCUCCAGGCCGAUUGUGUUCGGUACAACUGCUCAACCGAUCCGUUACGAUGAAAUCGAUGAGUUGGCCCAACCGUGGGACGCAAAAAUCGUCGGAUGGGGAGCAACUUUUGAAGGCGGAGUUCCAGCCACACGUUUGCGAUGGGCCCCAAUCGACGAUCUGGCGGCUGAUUGUCGUGCUUACGGUAUUGACCAGUACAUUCAGAAUUUCAUGAUUUGCGCUGGCUCCACAACAGGAACCGUCUCUCCGUGCCAGUAUGACGAGGGUACACCUCUUACGCAAAUCGCUAAUUACGGAGGAGUCCAGGAAGAGAUCGUUGUGGGCAUCAUGUCAAAGAAUCAAGGCUGUAACGACCUUACCAUUCCAUCCAUUUACACGCGUUUGGCUACCUAUUAUUCGUGGCUGCUGCAGACGGCAGGACAGCAACCGGCCCCCACCCGCACCUACGUCAAAUAGAAUGUCGUGUUUCACUUGCGUUACAUUUCUGAUACAUACGUACAUAAAUCGUCAUCUAAUGCCAGACAUUUUGGGCAAAGAGAAUUAUGGAAACAA